ACACAUUUUUAUUUCGAUUUAUCAGUGUGUAAUUAUCAUGGGCGUAAAAUUCGUGUUGGUAAUUGUUGUUCUGGCUGUACUUGUAUUCAAUGAAGCAGAUGCAUGGUCCAGGCUGAAAAGAUGGGGAAAGAAGUUGACAGGUGGAGGGCAACAUAAUCCAGCAGAAGUGGAGACUGGAAAUGAAGAAAGCCACUACCACCAACCGCAGCAACAGAGUUACUACAGUAGCCGACGACGAAGAAGAAGUCGUUCAUCUUACAGCAGGCGAAGAAGAAGUAGACGGGGGGACAUUGAAAUUGCUGAACAGGAAAACGAAGAGGAAAGUGAGUCCACAAAUAACUUACCCGACUACAACGAAAACCGGCAAAUUCUUUCUGAUAUGCUGGAGUUUAUUAUAGACGACGCAACUAACCACUUGUUUGAAGAUGAAGAGCAAGUUGCGUCACAUACUAUCUGAAUAUGGAAAAGACAUAGCGAAUAAUCGGGAUAAAACAACUCGGAAUGGCAUCAUGAAUAUUUUUAUUCUUAUUUUAUUGAAUUUAUUUUAAUCGGAAUAUAUAUAUACAGUAAAGCAUUCGUCUGACCGUAAAACAACUCGGAAGUCGGAAUGGCAUCAUGAAUAUUUUUAUUCUUAUUUUAUUGAAUUCAUUUUAAUUAAUCGGAAUAAAUACAGUAAAGCGUUCAUCUGA
Molecule: messenger RNA, 689 nt
Organism: Styela clava
Lineage: Eukaryota; Metazoa; Chordata; Ascidiacea; Stolidobranchia; Styelidae
Source: RefSeq, a predicted model, not a curated record